Molecule: messenger RNA, 3833 nt
Organism: Trichomycterus rosablanca
Lineage: Eukaryota; Metazoa; Chordata; Actinopteri; Siluriformes; Trichomycteridae
Gene: alpl
Product: alkaline phosphatase, biomineralization associated
Exons: 12
Coding region: 45-1628 (527 amino acids)
Biological process (GO): dephosphorylation
Cellular component (GO): plasma membrane
Molecular function (GO): alkaline phosphatase activity
Source: RefSeq, a predicted model, not a curated record
CCUCACAGAAGUUGAACACGGCGCGGAAGGGGUGGAGAAACAGCAUGGUCAAGGUUGUCACAAUCAUCCUGUUCCUUCUGGUCUGCGAGGGACAGGGAAAGCCAAAGUUUCCUGAUCAGGAGAAGGAUCCUAAUUUCUGGAACUCGUGGGCACAGCGUACGCUGCAGAAUGCUCUGGCUCUUGAGCGGCUUAACUCCAAUGUUGCCAAGAAUCUCAUUCUCUUCCUGGGAGACGGUAUGGGUGUUCCCACGGUGACGGCAGCCAGGAUCCUGAAGGGACAAUUAAGCGGCCAGUACGGAGAGGAGGUUCAGCUGGAGAUGGACAAAUUCCCCUACGUGGCGCUCUCCAAGACCUACAACACGAACGCACAAGUGGCGGACAGCGCCGGAACUGCCACGGCAUACCUAUGUGGCGUCAAGGCCAACGAGGGCACGGUGGGUGUGAACGCAGCGGCCGUCAGGAGCCAGUGUAACACCACGCAGGGCAACGAAGUCACCUCUAUCCUCAAAUGGGCCAAAGAUGCAGGAAAAGCUGUGGGUAUCGUCACGACAACACGUGUGAAUCAUGCCACCCCCAGCGCAGCUUACGCCCACUGUGUGGAACGCGACUGGUACUCGGACGGAGAGAUGCCCGCCGAGGCGGUCCAGGAAGGCUGCAAGGACAUCGCCAGGCAGCUCAUAGAAAACAUCCCUAACAUUGAUGUUAUCAUGGGUGGUGGACGGAAGUUCAUGCUGCCCAAGAACACUUCAGAUGUUGAAUACCCCGAUGAGAAGAAGUACAGCGGAACACGCAAGGAUGGCAGGAAUCUGAUUCAGGAGUGGAUCAACAGAACGAAGGACAAGAGAGGUUACUACGUUUGGAACAAGAAUGACCUCCUUUCAUUAAAUCCCACUUCUGUCGAUUAUCUGCUGGGGCUGUUUGAACCAGUAGACCUGCCAUAUGAGCUGGAGAGAGACAGCAGCACCGAUCCUUCUCUCACUGAGAUGGUGGAUGUGGCUAUUAAAAUUCUCCGAAAAAACCCAAAAGGCUUUUACUUGCUAGUGGAAGGUGGGCGCAUCGAUCACGGACAUCAUGAGGGAAAAGCCAAGCAGGCCCUGCACGAGGCCGUGGAGAUGGACCGUGCCAUAACGCGAGCCGGCCUCCUAACCAGCACCCAGGACACUCUGACCGUCGUGACCGCUGACCACUCACAUGUCUUCAACUUUGGAGGCUACACAUCACGAGGAAACUCCAUUUUCGGUCUUGCGCCCAUGGUGAGUGAUAUAGACCAGAAGCCCUUUACCUCAAUUUUGUAUGGCAACGGCCCAGGGUUCAAACUGCUCAACGGCUCCAGAGUCAACGUCUCCACUGUGGAUUAUCAGCAAAACAACUAUCAAGCGCAGGCGGCUGUUCCGUUACGCAUGGAGACGCACGGGGGCGAAGACGUCGCCGUUUUCUCCAAAGGCCCCCUGGCGCACCUGCUCCACGGCGUCCAGGAGCAGAACUACAUUCCGCACGUCAUGGCCUACGCGGCCUGCAUCGGCCAGAACGAAGACCACUGCAAAUCGGGCAACGGCUCCGGCUCUUCGGCCGCCAUAGCUCCGUCCACCGUGGCUCUACUCAUCGCGGUCAGCUGGCUGUUUUGUUGAUGAUGACGGCUAGUUUAGAACACAGACCUUUCCACCUCAAGCUGACGGUUUUGUAUGAUUUUUAUAAUGUGGGAGGUCGAUUUCUAGUGUCUUUGUACCACAUUUUACACUUCGGGGAUCACCACUCGAUGCUUUUUUUGUGAUUUACAAUGUUAAGUAAGGAUAAGUGGCUUUGGGCGUGUCAGGACUGGUUUUAAAAUGAAGAUCGGAAUAUUUUUAUACAUUAUAUACAUUAAACAAAAAGGUACAGUAUGCAGAGGGGGCCAAAAGUCAUGAGACCAAUAAUGAAUAUGCUUUUAUUUAGCGCUUUUCUCAAAUUGAAUACAAUGUUUUACAUUACAAAGUUAAACCUUGGACAAAUUUACACGUGAACGUUUGAAUUUUUUACUAUAUGAAAUUCCUAGGCACAUUUGUAACACUGACCGUGUCAAUUCCUUUCUUUCGGUAGGGUUGGGGUUAGUAAUCAGAAGCUUGGUUGGUACAGCAGUCUCUGCUAGCCGGUCAAGGCACCUGCAGGAGGUAUGGUGAUUCCCAGAUAGCAGUGCGUGACUCUUCAUACGCAAUACUGCUCCCUGUGAGACUCCCUGCCUGCAUUUCUGCAAUGGGGGAGGACGAGUGUGAUAUAUAUAUAAUAAAUCUAGUGUAUAAUUUUUUGUAUUUUUUAAUUAAGUGGAGUAUAUUACAGGGGUUUUCAACCUAUGGAGCAGGGGGCGCAACAUUACGAGUUUUUUUUUAAACUUCGCUGACCACGCACACGUGCACAUUUAAUGUUAUCCAGUUCAGUCGAAAAAAAGGACCGUUGUCUAGCAAAACUUAAAAAUAGGGCUAACAGUAAAGAUAAAUCAGUGACAAAAACACUGACUACUGUUAUAAAUCAUGGGUGUGUGUGUUUGUCUUUAAGAGAGGUGUAUAGUGGGAGAUGCUCCGCUCACAAUAUCGCUCUAAGUGAGUCAGGAGUCGAUUCGUAUGAAGGGAAGCUUGUACACGUUCCGAGUUUCUCUUCUCAGUCAUCUCUUCGUUUUUACUGUUAUUAAUGAAUGCUGUGGUUUUAAAUAAACACCGGCUACUACAGAACAUUAUGUGUGACUCGCUUUCCUUACAGGUCGGAGGCUUAAUUAAACUGCUGUUACCACAGAGCGGUAGCCGAGUCAGACUCGUUCUGUCCGUGUUAUCUCACCUGAGUUUUCUGUCAAAGUAAAGGCAUUUUCUUUGGCCCCCACUGUAUGUUGUUGAACAAAGUUUGACUUUAAAUAUAAUCCAAUUUGUUAUAUUUUUCAGAUUAUCUUAAUUUCAAUAAACUCAUCUAAAUACUUGUAAUAUUAUUACAGUUAUUAAAUAGGUUAAAUAUCAUGAUUUACUAAGGGACCACUAGUGCUUUAUUAUUAGUAGUAGUAUUAUUUUUAUUAUUAUUAUAACUAUCAUUUAAGUAAAAAGUAUUAUACGUAUUUACUCCAGAAAUAAGUAAGAGAAUUUAAGGCUUUAAGGUGGGUUAAAAUGAAGUCUUAAAACAAAAUAAAAAAAGAAAUGUUAUGGAUGUAAGAUUCUGGAAGUUCUGGAAGUAAAAAACAUUUGUUUGUCAUUAUGAGAUUGUUAGUUUUUUAUUGAUCUUAAUUUCUAAUUAGUUAUAUUUGUUGUUUAAAGAACUGUGGCAGUGCGUAGUGCUGUCACCUCACAGCAAAAAGUUUGCAUGUUCUCCUCGUGUUCAUAUGGGUUUUCUCUGGUUUUCUCUCACAAGUCCAAAGACAAGCAAAUUGGAGCGUCUAGAAAUUGUCCAUAGUGUGUGUGUGUGUGUGUGUGUGUGUGUGUGUUUGCCCUGUGCUGGACUGGCGUUCGUCUGGGUUUUUUCUGCCUUCCGGCCAGUGCAUUGUUUUUAACAGACAAACUGUUUUAAUGACAUCAUUUGCAAUGCCUUUUGGGAAAUGUAGUUAUUCUCGAUGAUCUUUUUUAUUAUGCUUAAUACUCUUCAUGGACCAUUGUAGCCUAGUGGGUAAAGCUGAGUGUUAUCAGUUGGAAAGUUGUGGGUUUUAAUCCUGGCUCUGACAUGCGGUCACUGUUGGAUCCUUGAGCAAGGCUCCAGGGGUGCUGACCCUGCGCUCUGACCCCAGCUUCCAAACAAGCUGGAAUAUACAGUACGAAUAAGGAAUUUCAUUGUACUGUACACGUGUAUAUGUAUAUAUGAUGAAUAAAGGUGUCCCAUCCGCCCUA